AGUCCUCUUUAGGAUUCCAUCACUCAGAGCAACGGUUUUUGAGUUGCCUAGGAAACGCAGCGCAAUGUUCUCUGCAUCUCCUUUGUCCCUCCAUUGCUCAUCCCGCUUGCUCUUUCUCUCUCACUCGCUCACUCCAUUCUGUCUUUAUUGCUGGUCGAUUUCCUCUCUGUGUUGCUAGGGUGAUGCCGAGGGACAUUCAGCAGGAUCAUUCUGCAGCUACUGUGCCUAAGUGAAGGGUGACUCUUGCAGUCAGUCUUCUCUCCUGCACGUUAAACAUACAGCCUUUAAUCUCAACAGUUGCUCUUCUGAAGGAUUGUCAGAUUUUUAUUGGCUGUUGGAUGACCGUCAAGGAAGUUUUAAUGAAGUUCUGCAGAAUAGCAGUGAUCCUUGCUGUGCCAGGCAUCAGUGGCUACAUGUCACAAAGGGACUGAGGGACUGAAUUCCAGGACGCAACUCUUUCAAGCAACUUCAUCACAACCUUGUCUUCUCCUCCACCAGAGUGUCAUGGAGGGAGAGGAGGUUGAGGAGUUACAGGUGUUAGAUGUGGAGAAGAAGGAUCCCCAAGCAGGAGUGGAGAUGGACUAUGACAAAGAGUUGGACAAUGAGUUGAAACAGACUCUCAUUGAGGAGGUACAAAAAGAUGUGCAGGCGGGAGAGGAAGUUCAGGAGCAGACAGAGGGGAUGCAGGCUGCAGAGGUUCCUCCAGAAGAGGCUCACACUCAGGAGAUGUCACAGACUGAGGAGGUGCAGCAGGAUGGGCAUCCAACGGAAGACCUCCAACCGCAGGCAGAGAUAGAACAAGACUUUGUGGAACCCUUGGAUCAGAACUACAACAACCAGGUCCUGCUUCGGUUGAAAGGAAUGCAGAAGUACAAAAAUACAUCACAAAGGCUGAAGAGAGUCCUCGAUCAAAUGGACCAUGGUGUUGUGGACUUACAAGAACUGCGCAGGAAUCUGCAGCUAGCUGUUGAUAUGUUGGAUGCAGUUUACACAGAUGAGACAAGACGACUACUCGACACAGAGGACGAGCUCAGUGACCUUCAAGUAGAGUCAGUCCCAAGCGAGGUACGUGACUGGCUGGCCUGUACGUUCAGCCGCAAGAUGGGUGUGUCCAAACGGCGCCCAGAGGAGAAGCCUAGAUUCCGCAGCAUUGUCCAUGCUGUUCAAGCCGGGAUUUUUGUGGAGAGGAUGUACAGAAGGACCUCUAACAUGGCUGGCCUCACGUUCCCUCCCACUGCCCUGACGGCUCUCAAGGCUGUGGAUCAAUGGUCGUUUGAUGUCUUCUCUUUUCACGAGGCUACAGGGGAACAUGCCUUGAAGUUUCUGGUCUAUGACCUUCUGACACGAUAUGAUUUAGUCAACAGGUUCAGGAUCCCAGUCCAGGCUCUGGUUCAGUUUGUAGAGGCCCUGGAGAAUGGCUACAGCAAGCACAAGAACCCCUACCACAACCUGAUCCACGCUGCUGAUGUCACUCAGACUGCACACUUUCUGAUGCUUCACACUGGACUCAUGCACUGGCUCAGUGAGUUGGAGAUUCUUGCGAUGGUCUUUGCUGCAGCAAUCCAUGAUUUCGAACACACUGGAACCACCAACAGCUUCCACAUUCACACCAGGUCUGAUGUGGCAAUUUUGUACAAUGACAAGUCAGUGCUGGAGAACCAUCAUGUCAGUGCAGCCUAUAAGCUCAUGGCUGAGGAGGAGAUGAACAUUCUGAUCAACUUGAACAAGGAUGACUGGAGGGAGCUGAGGACUCUUGUGAUUGAGAUGGUGAUGUCCACAGACAUGUCCUGCCACUUCCAACAGAUUAAGACCAUGAGAAACACUCUUGCACAGAGAGAUGGCAUGGACAAAGUGAAAGUUCUGUCUCUGAUGCUGCAUGCUGCUGACAUCAGUCACCCCGCCAAAGGAUGGCCGCUGCACUAUCACUGGACACACAGUCUGAUGGAGGAGUUCUUCAGACAGGGUGAUAAAGAAGUAGAACUCGGCCUUCCUUUUUCUCCACUGUGUGAUCGUAAAGCUACAAUGAUUGCCCAGUCACAAAUUGGGUUCAUCGACUUCAUUGUGGAGCCUACGUUUGCUGUUCUGAUUGACACCACAGAAAAGGUGAUUGGUCCUUUGAUUGAAGAAGAAUGGAAGGCUAGGGAAACCGGGUACAGAAGGUCCAGUCUUACAGGAAGCGGCACUGUUACUGUGGAGUCAGUGCAGAGGCAUAGCAGUGGGCGCCAUGGAUUAGGCGAUGAUGGACAGAUGGACUUCUCACUGACAGCUAUUGACCUUCCAGCCCUGAAAAGGCACCUGUCCAGUGUCAUCUCCUCCAACAAGGAGCGCUGGAAGGAGUUGUCUGUGCAUGAAUUGGCAAACAAGAUUCAAGAAAACAAACAAGUGGAGAUCAACCCCAAAAGCAAGUCAUGCACAGCUGAUGAUGGAGAGACAGCUGAUCAAUCACAAAGCAUUAAUGAAGAAACAAAUGAGCAUCCAGCUGAGCAUCUGACUUGGAAUGGAACAGGACCCGGGGAGGAAGACGCGGGGAAGCAGAAUGAAGAUGUCUGAUGUUCGUCAACAGUAUGCUGACCAUAUUUAAGAGAAAAAAAUGCUGCAGCAGUUCUGUUUACAGGAUAGCUGACUCAGCAUCCCUUUGGUGGCUCUCUAAGGGCCACUACACCUCAUGUUUACCAUUGAGUCUGGAAAAAGGUCUCAGUUCAUUGCCGUCUAGCAGCUUAACGGUCCAUUUGCAGUGAUGAUUCAGUCUAGAAGUGCUCGUGAUUUUAUUAGACCCGGAGGAUCUGGGCGGACUCACGUCUCAGGGCUUCUGAAGGCGUGAGUUCGAACUGUCCAUGAAGACACUGUGAAUGGACAGAAUGUUCUUUUGUGAGUCAGAGGUCGACUUUCAUUUCAGAGGAAAACAUACUUGGUUCAGUGCUUGUAUCGUGUUAGUGUCAUAUUGGAUGAACACUGUACAUUUUGGUUUUGCAGAUAGCGGAAUGUGGUUUUAGCUGGUUUCUGACCCGUGUUUAUUUACAGCCGUGCUGUCCUGACCACACUGUCUUCAAAAGAUUCUGCCUUGAACAACAACAUUCCGAAAAAACUGUAGAUGCUUCUCGAGUCUUGGAUUCAUGUACAUCUACAUGUUAUAAAACAGUGUAAACAAUACGUGAUACUUGAUGAGAUGAUCUGAUUGUGACAAAAUAAAAUA
Molecule: messenger RNA, 3193 nt
Organism: Synchiropus splendidus (mandarinfish)
Lineage: Eukaryota; Metazoa; Chordata; Actinopteri; Syngnathiformes; Callionymidae
Product: dual specificity calcium/calmodulin-dependent 3',5'-cyclic nucleotide phosphodiesterase 1A-like
Exons: 17
Coding region: 505-2550 (681 amino acids)
Biological process (GO): signal transduction
Molecular function (GO): 3',5'-cyclic-nucleotide phosphodiesterase activity
Source: RefSeq, a predicted model, not a curated record